AAUUAAGCUAAUCAGUAAUUUGAUUGAAAAAAUAAUUUUAAUGGCAGUUUAAUCAUCAAGAUUUUGUCUUAUCUUAAAUUGAAAACAUUUGUAACAAAUUAAACGAUAUUUAUUUCUCCACGUGUGUUAUUGACCCACUCAAAUUUACCCAUAGGUUGUUUUUAGCUGAAAUUUCAAUGUUUAUAUUUAUAAGUUCCUAAACUUGAUUUCAUUCAUCUAAUUGUCUUUUUAAAAUUUAAUUUACCUUUACCUGCUGGGUACUCUUGGUGAUUAAACAAUUUUUAUUUUUAUUUAUUUAUUUUUUUACUUUACUAGUUACUUCCGUUGGAGGAGGGGAGUGCUUUUGUGGAUCAACAAGUCUCGCGAGAUCUCUUCAGCGGGGAUAAGAAAAUGGAAGCUUGCUAGCAUGAUAGCAAAGCGAUUGAAAACAAUAACUGGAAAAAUAACUAUUUACAACGAAGAAUGGACACACUGGAAAAUAACUUCAACAAUGAAGAUAAUCCUUCAGAGGAGGAGCAGAGUACUUCAGAGGGAACAGACUUGGGUGUUAGGCCAACCCUGUCACAGUUUAGAAAGUCCUGGGGUUUCAGGCGGACAACCAUUGCCAAGAGGGAGUUCAUUGAGGAGGUUGGAGAGAUGGCCCACAGUCCUCCACUUCUUCGGAGGGGCAGAAGUCGCAGAAUCAACCAAACACCGCAGACCCCCUCAGACACUGAAAGUACACACAAACCUCUAACAGCUAGGAGUGUUUUAGAUGACCUCCAGUGGUCCGCCCCAUCUUCACCUCUGUCUGAUGAUGGAAGACUUGCCUCUGAAACUGCAGCAGGAGAUUCUCUCGAUCCCAGUUUAUGGCAGGAUUUUGGUUCUGCCUUCCACACAGCCUUUUCUUUACUUGGUGGAAACGAGGGCCUGUCGAUGUCAAUGAUGGAUUCAGAGGAUGUGUCUGAUGUUCUAGAAGCCUCUGCAGCCCCCAGCCCUCCAGCUAUAGAAGAGAUGGAGGUGGCAGACAGCAUGGAUGCCAUCGGCGAGACACAGCCAGCUAGCUCUGGCUUUGUUCAAGAAGAAAAGAUCAGCGAGACAAUUUUGAUCUCUAGUCAAGAAGAGGACAGCGAUGAACUGACUCUGUUACAGGUGAAAGAGUGUGGCUUCUCCGGCGCCAGGCAAACUGAAACAGUGGCUCGUGGGGGUAAAGUGGGAAGAGGGAGGGCCAGAGGAAGGGGGCGAGGCAGAGGGAGAGGUAGGGGCAGGGGUAGAGGCAGAGGCAGAGGCAGGGCUAAAGCUCUGGAGCUUCAAAAAGACAUUGUUGGUGCAGACGACAGUGAUGAUGAGGUGGUGAUUGUUAGCACAGCCGAGCAAAAAGAAAACAAUCCAGAUAUCCCUCAUGAAAUAGAAGCAUCUUCUGUCAGUGUCUCAGUUGACCCUGCUCUGCAGCUCAGUCCAGAUUGUGUAGUUUUAGAUGAUACAAGUUUGAGUGUCGCUGCUAUACUCGGCCAGUUUGAUGAUGUGCCGGAAGAGAUGGAGGUCGAGAAGAAAUCAGAGAGUUUAAGCACAUGUCCAAGCAUAUCAGACACUGAGGGGAGUGAUCCCAAUGUCCUGUGCUGCCUCUAUCACCAAAAACACGACAAAAGGUUCAUGAUCUGCUGUCACAGCUGCCAGGGGUGGUUUCAUGAUGGUUGUGCUGGUGACAGUUCAACAGAAGUCUGGAACACGCAGAGGAAGGAGCACGGCAACACAUGUCCGCCAUGCGCCGCAAAGACACAGCUUGUAUUAGAAUCUCCCUCCCUGCCAGAACCUGACUUUAGCCUUCCUGAAUGCUUGAGACAAAGUCCUCCGGGAGAGGAGUGUGUGAAGCAAGAGCUGCAGCAAAGCUUGAAGGGAAGUGAAGCUGGCAAAGUGGAGCCGAACUCUCUGGUGAAGAAAUCUGAAGCUGACAUGGAGACUGAUGAUUCUCAUCCUGUGUGCACUGGGCCCGGCUGCUCCAGACAGGCGCUGCCCGAUUCAGUGUACUGUGGCACAGAUUGCAUCCUUCAGCAUGCUGCUAUCACUAUGAAGACACUCUCUGACCCCAAAGUGCCUAAAGCUAAGGGGCGCGGAUCGAGGAAGUCAGCAGGAGACAAACCCACUGCAAAGACACAAAAAGUAGGUCGGAUGUCCAGGAGGUUGGCAGAAAAAUCUUCCCAGGAUGCUGAAGAGGAGGAGAAAAGGGAUGGGGAGAAAGAGGCUGCUGCAUCCUCUAUAACCUGCGACCCCAGUCUCACAGAUGUUCAGUCCACUUCCAUCCCACCAUCUUAUUUAAACACAUCGUCAGUGAAUGAGGAUGACAAAAUCCCAGUGACGCACCAUGAACCUGGAUCUUCUCCCAAACUUCCUGAUGACAAGAAGCCAGCUGUCCUUUCCCAGCCUGAAGUGCAGGAAGCCGCACCACAGAGUCAAACUCCAGAAAAGUCUAAGGACCCUGAAACCAGUAGCGCAUCUUCUGAAGGAUCAGUUACUUCAACAACGCCUUCAGCGGAAAAAUCUAAUCGGGCCCCCAUUUCAAAACCGUCAACCUCUUCAGCUCCCAGACAUCAUGAGACCGGUGCCCUCGUGGUCUCAAAGACCACAUAUGUCAUCCCGAAGAAGCCAUCUGCAUCCCAGUCUUCAUCAAGACACAUUUCAGCAUCAGCAGCCGUCCAGAAACCCUCUGCAGUAAUUGGAUUGUCAAGUGAAACUCGAAUUCUACCCGUCUCGCCGGCACCCAGUGCUCCCUCGUCCAGACCCUGUCAGCCCAACAACCAGAUCAGACAGAGCAUCCAACGUUCCCUCACGAGCAUCCUGCACAAAAGGAUCUGCGAUUGUGAAGAUCUGGAGAUGUCUGAGGGUGAAGUUACAAAGCUUGUUGCAAGCAUUGAAAUGGAGAUGUUUGACAUAUUUCGCAACACAGACAGCAAAUACAUGAACAAAUACCGAUCAAUAAUGUUCAACUUAAAAGACCCAAAAAACAAGGGCCUGCUGUAUCGAGUUGUGCAUGGAGAAAUUAGUACUUUCCGACUGGUCAGAAUGAGUCAAAAAGACAUGCAGGCUAUUACGGCCCCUGAGCCUGAAGCUGCAGAAAAAUCGCAGAAAAAGGAUGGAGCUGCUAAACUGACAAGUUUGCAGAAACCUGAAGCUGUGAAGAUUGAUUUGCCCAGUUUGAAUCCUCCUAGACCUGAGAAGAAAUGUGAAAUCUUGGACCAGAAGAAGAACCCUCCUCCUCCUCCUCCUUCAAAGGCCAGAGCUGUUUACCCUAGCCAGGAUAGUGCUGCUCCAGAUAUUCUUUCCUGCAUGCUAAAGGAUACAACGUCAGAACACAAAGCUCACCUUUUUGAUCUGAAAUGCAAGAUCUGCACAGGUCAGAAACAAGGCACAGAAGUGGAAGAACCUGUAAAGAAAAAACCUAAAUUGUCUGUGACAAAAGAUAAAAAUGAGCCGCUCUGGAAAAAAUCUGCAGAUGACUCUCCUUUGCGAGCACCACCUGACUUCGCAGAUUUGCCAGCAUCUUCCUCGAUGGAGUCCUUUUCCCACCUUUCAGACUCCCCUAAAUUGACUAUUGUGGAAUCUCCUGCUUCACCAACAAUGGAUUCACCAGCAUCUCCUACUUUUGAAUCUCCUGCUUCACCUGUCAUAGAAUCUCCUGCUUCCCCAACUCCAGACUCAUCUUCUGUAACUCCAUCAAAGAGAGGAUAUGCGCCUGUCGUGAUUCCGGCUGUUGCUACAGUUAGCAUUGUGAGGCGUGAUCCCCGCACUGCAGCGAGCAGGAUGGCUAGUUCCUCUGGUAGCACCAGUAGUCCUAUUAACACAAUUCAAAGCCAAGCUCCCUCUUAUGCCCCAGUGAAAAACACUCCUCCUUCAUCUUCUGCCCCAUCAUCUUCACUGCCAGUGCCCAAAACAUUACCCAAAUCUAUCCUACUGAAGCCAUCUUCAACUUCUGAUCCCAGACUUUAUGGCUCAUCUUCAAGAGCCAUAGCCUCUAAAACUCCAGCUGAAGGUGACACUGCUCAGUUCCUAGCCAAGCAAGACACUCUAUGGAAAGGUUUUCUGAACAUGCUCACUGUCACCAAGUUUGUCACAAAGGGAUACUUGGUUUCAGGAUCAGCAGAAAACCUCAAAGCGGAUCUACCUGAUACGAUACAAAUUGGAGGCAGAAUCUUGCCUGAAACUGUGUGGGACUAUGUUGAAAAACUAAAGACCUCUGUUACAAAGGAGUUGUGUGUGAUUCGGUUUCAACCAGCAACAGAGGAGGAGGAGGUGGCGUACGUCUCCCUUUUUUCCUAUUUCAGCAGCAGAGGUCGUUUUGGAGUGGUGGCCAACAUCAGCCGUUCGAUUAAGGAUGUGUACCUUGUCCCACUCAGUGCAAAAGAAUCCGUCCCAUCUAUGCUACAACCUCUUCAAGGGCCAGGGUUUGAAAAAAAUCGACCCAAUCUUCUCUUGGGUUUAGCAAUUGUCCAGAAGGCAAGACGUCAAGGAACCUCUCCUCCAGAAAUUGAAGAAAAGAGAUCCAAGGUUAACAUGUCCAAAGAUCCUAUGUGGAUCCCAAAACCACCAGUCCUUUAUGGGUCUGAUAAAUUGGAUAUGUUUCAACCCUAUGAUCCAGAAACACCUGCUAAUGCCUCCCCUCCUUUAUCACCAUUGGAUUCCUCAGCUUCUGGAUCUGUUAAAACACCAUCUGUUUUAACCUCCCGCAGAGCGCCCCUUCCUGUCCCAUCUGUUGUUGCCCCAGAGUCAACAUCAAAUAGCAACUCGGGCAAGAAUCCAACACAAGCAUCUAGUGAGAAGACUCCACUACAAUCCAUUUUGAAAACUUUGUUUGGAAGUAAGCAGUCUGACUCUGAAGAAGGUUCUGCAAAACCAGCGCUUGGUGCCAGAAAGAACCCAGUGUCUCUAAUGUCUGACUCACUUGUAGAUCCAAUUGUCCAACAAUAUGGACAAAAAUCUAAAGUCCUAAACUUGGAAGAAGAGGAAAGUGACUUUGACAGACCAUAUGACCCUGAAGAGGAGUAUGAUCCUGCAAUGAAGCAAAAAAUAGUUACCCUACAGACAAAGGAAACAACAGAUGGCUCUACAUUAUCAGACUUUGUGGAAGAUGAUGUGGCCUAUGAUCCAGAAGAUGAAACCAUCUUUGAAGAUAUCCAAAGUAAUAAAGCCAUAAUAAAGCAGCCUGCUCCAAUUCAGACAUUGGAUUCUCCAUCACAUCCAGAACCAGAUUUCACUUCUACUUCAGCACAGAGUUCUGUUCCAAUUUCAGUCAAAUCUGAACUUCCCUCUGGUACUGUGGUUGUCUCAGCUGCAACACUAACUGAGCAGCAGAGGAUGCUCGAAGAACUCAACAAGCAAAUAGAAGAGCAAAAACGUCAGUUGAAAGAGCAGGAAGAGGCAUUACGGCAACAAAGAGAAGCUGUGGGUAUGUUCAUGGCUCAAUUUUCUGUUUCUGAUUCUCUAAUGUCUCCUCCAACAAAAGUGAUGCCUCUCAGCAAGCUAUCAUCUGUGGAGUCUGGUUUGUUAAAGGCGGAACCUAGACCUUCAGACAAAACCAACAUUACAGGGGCAGAUGGCAUUCCAAAAGUGAUUCCCACAAUGUUUAAGAAAGAGGACACUGUCCCGAAAGAUGAUAAAACAAAGCCUGAUACAACACAGACAAAUGUUGAGGAACGUGACAAAUAUUCCUCUGCUGGAGAGAUUGAUGACUCUGACGUUGCUUAUGAUCCAGAGGAUGAGUCACUUUUUGAUGAAAUACAAGAUGAUGUUUUUAAAGGAGGGAGUACAAAGACGAGUGAUAUUUCAUUUAGAUCGAGACAUAAUGACAGUAACAGUGUAGGCUCUCCAGAUUCAUACCAUAGCAAAAAGAUGAAAUCCUCACCAAAACGACGGAGUCGUCGCGAAAGGCACCACCAUGGAAGUCCUUCAAGGAGAUCCCAGCCUCGGUCUCGCUCCCGUUCGAGUAGACAUAGAGACAGAGAUAGACAUAGACGAAGUGAAAGGGACAGGUCGAAGCAUAGGGCCAGAGAUCCUUCAGAUCGACAGAGACACCAUCACAAAGAUUCCAGUGCUUACCGACAUUCUCGAGGACGCAGAAGAUCUCCAUCAUCUCCUCGAAAAAAGCAUUCUGCAUCUCUUUCUCCAAAACAACACAGGCCCCCCUUAACUCAAGGUACUGAAAAAACAAGAGAAAGUAAUCUUCUUGAUGCUUCUGACUUGGUUGCAGAGAUUAAAUCUCCCCAAGUUCCAAUUAAAAAUGAUCCUGAUGGAGAUCAUCUGGAAUCCAUUUCACAGAUGGCAGGAAAGGACACACUCAAAACUACCUAUGGUAUAAAGACAGAGAUUCCAGAUUUGCCAGUGUGUCAAAACAUUGAAAAUAAGGUCUCUAGUAGUAAUCUUUCUACACAGACAGGUAAAUCUGCUCAGCAGGGCUCAUUUUUUACAGAUAAAUGUGAAAACCCAAUUCCAUUAAGGGAAAUUGAUCCUCCCAUUCGAGAUUCUCCUGAGAGCCCUGAUCCAGACCCACAAUUUGUAAAACCUUCCCCCAUAGAAGGCGAUGAUUGUACUGAAUCUGGGGAUGUCAAAGAUCCAGAAGAAUCUACCAAUGACUCUGUGUCAAUUAAAUCUGAAAAAAUCUCUUUACCAAUUAGUAGUGAAACAACCACUUCUUUCGAAGUACUAAACCAACAAAGCUUUGGUGCCAGAGGUCAAUUUACAACAGAGCAAAUGGACAGGACAAUAGCAAACAUGAUUGUACCAAAUUCCAACAAAAAUGUUUUGCCUUUAUCCACUCUGGAAAAUUUGAGGAUGAAAAAUAUGGGUAGUUUACUGAUUGUUAGCCAAGAGGUUAAAGAUCUGCGACUAGCUAUGCAAUCAAGAGUUGUCUCACAUUCACCAGUGGAAGAAUCAAGAAAGCAAAAUGAGAAAGCAAAUAGAGACAGAGAAGACCUAUUGGUAAAUAGACCUGCGCCCGAUAAUGUAAUCUCACAGCCAAGGGAUCAGUUGUCAAGUGCUGAUGGUUUAAAAACAGAUUCAAGUGGAGAGCACUAUCAACAACAAGGCUUGCCUUUAAAAAUGGAGAACCUUCAGCCAAAACCUGGGGACACAAGUAAAUGGUCAGAAGUUUUACAGGGAGAAAAGGAUAUAACAUCAAAUAAUUCAAAUCCAGAUUGGAAAUGCCAUGAGCCUUUCCAGAACAAAGGUCUUCAUACUCAUACUAGAGAUUUUGAAUGGAAUGUACCAAGAUUUGACAAGAUUGACGAUCAGUGUGAUAAGAGUGGGGCAGUUGUUUUUGACAGAAAAGAUGUUGAAAGCUUGCAAUGCAGACAGCCAGAAAGUUGCAUGAUAGCUACAAGCUUAACAAAUAAGGAGAAACCAGGGUGUUCAGGUUUCAUGGGACUUAGGACAGAAAUGAUGGGUCCUGACAUGCAUGACAAACAAGUAGGACAAGGACCUGAAGGGACAGUAAGCAAUAUGGGGAAGGUGUUUUCGCGGGAUUCAGGUUUUAAUAAAACAGGACCUGUAAGGGCUGGUUUAGAAACUAAGCUUCCAGUGCAAGACAGAAGAAGACAAGAGGCUUCUGAUUUCAUUGGGCAAAAAUAUGAAGGAGGUCCAUCUUUGUUCAAUAAGGUACCUGGUAUGAGAGAACAAAGUGGUAUAGGGUCUUUUGGGCCAUGUUUGAAGGACAAAGGUUUAGCCGUGGGCGUGCUUCACCCUGACAGAAAAGGUUUUGUUGGGCCACAUUUCAUAGAACAAGGUCUUGAAAAAAAGGGUCUAAUAAUAGGGAAACAAGGACCAUACAUAAAAGAGUCAGCUGGCCCAGAUUUAGGAAAUAAAUGGCCUUUAAGGAGAGGACAGGAUGUUGUAAAUCCAGGACCUGGUAUGAGCAGUUCCAUGGAGGAAUCUGGGCAUGACACCAACAAAACAGGAGGUCAAGGUUUUAUUGGAGGACAACGCGAAGGGCAGUGUCAAAAUACAGAGCCGUCUUGGAAUAAAAUUGAAGGCCCUAGACACUCAGAUUUCAGAGAACAGAGGCCUGGAGGCAGAGGCUUAUCUGUAGAAGAUCCUAACCUCUUUAAAAAAGAACAUCCCGAGCUACAAUUUGAAGGACCAGGGUAUGAAAGGGAAAGACUAGAUGAAGGAGGUACUCACAUUAGAGGACGUGGAGGUCCAGUUUUUAGAGGGCCACGUCCCAACCAAAGACACUUUUCCAGGGAGACAGCUGGUCAAGGUUUGGAAAUGGGUCCAGAUUUCUGUGAAUUGGCACCCGAUCUUAAAAGCUCAGAUAUUCAUGAUCCAAGGGUUGACAAGAGAAUGUCUGAAAAUUCUGAUUUUAGUAGGCCUGGUCUCAAAAUGAGAGGUCCCACUUUAGACAACCAAUAUGCUGAGAGUAGAGGACCAAGAGGGUCAGAUGUCUGGGUACCUGGUUCAGAAAGGAUGGGUCCUGGAGAACAAAACAUUGGUGGAUUGGGUCCUGACAGAACAAGAACUUUUAUGGGGGAUAAAGGCAGUAACUUCAUGGGAGGGGGGCAGGAACAACUUGGCCCAGGUAAAGAAGUUCAAGGGCAUCACAGUAAACGAGUAGGGCAAAAAUUUUGGGAUCAUGGGGCAGAUGGUAGACAUCCAGAUUUUAGAGAACCAGAUACAAAUCUAGGUCUAGCAGGUCCAGUACCUCGCAGGAGAGAAGGUGGAGGUCCAAAUGAUGGAAGACCUGGACCUCAACACACUAGUCUCAACAGGGAAAGCCUAGGUCCAGAUAGAAGAGGUCCAGAAGCUCCAAAUGUCAUAUUUGGGAAAGAGAGAUUUCCCCCAAAUGUGGAAGAUAUGCCAAACAAGUCUUUUCCAAGAGGCCCACAGUUUAGGUCUCUUGAGCCAGAAAUAGCACAGCCAGAUAGAGAGGGCCCACAGUUUGGCAGAAGAGGGGCACACUUUGGAAGUGUGGGGCCUGAUAGAACUACCAUGGGGAGUCAAAGGCCUAUUGGUAGAUAUCCGAAUAUUGUAAGAAGACCAGAAAUUGAUGAAAGAGCUCCUGGCAGUGACAUUCCAAUUAAUGAAAGACAAAAAACAGAAGGCUUAAGCUUCAGGAAACCUUGGCUUGAGGGACACUGUGGGGAGGAGGAGGGUGAAAGACAUGACUGGAGAGAAUCUGGUUCCAAUUUGAGAAAUCCAAGCAUUAGGCAUCAAGGGACAAAUUCAGAGACACUGAGACAUGAUGAAUGGGUAGAACCUGAAUCUGUUCAAGAAAGUCCUGGUACAGAAGCGCCAAGGUUUCAUAGAGCAGAUCGAAACUUUAGGGGUCGGGGACCCAUGAGAAGACGCUCAAGAGGAGCAGGACUCAAUGUUCGCUCAUUUGGACCUGGAAGGUGUGACACAGAAUCUGUAGAGAACUGGACUAAUAGGAGAAUGUCUAACAUCGAAGCUAUUGACAAUAGAAGGGGGAGAGGGGACAGACAUGGCAUAAGUAUGAAUUCUAAUCAUUAUCGUCAAGACGACCUAGACCAAGAACAUAGUCAGCAAGAAAUUCAUGGUGAAUGGCAGCAAGAUUUUCAUGGUGAAUGGGAUGACUUUUCAGAAAGUGAAGGAGGGAUCUUGCAAGAAGAGCAGGAUGUUCAAUUUUCAGACCAUGCAUCAGGUCCUGGAGAUGAUUGGAAUUGCACAGAUUUUGGAAAUAGGGGGCCUAAUCAGGAUAAUUCAGAUGACUUUUUUCCUGUACCAGGUGGUGAGAGACAAGAAAACGAAUGGAGAGAACCUUGCAAAAGAGUUAGUGGCCCUUUUUUUAGAAAGGAAGGGGAUCGAGGAACAAGAGAACAAUCCUUUGAUAGAGGCAGAAGCAGAGGAAGAGUGAGAGGAAGAAGUAGAGGCAGAGGAAUGGGUAGAGGAGGAAGAGGGUCAGCAAUGCAACACAACAUAGAUAGAGCUCAACCUUUUCCAGGAGAUCCAGAUUUGUUGGAUUCAUUUCCAAACAGGAAUGAAUCAGAGAUGAUGGAUUAUAACGAAGAUGCCCCAUUGGAUCCUGAUUUUAGACCCCCAGGACCCAGAUACAGAAAUUCCAUCCCUGAUUACCCAGGUUUUGACGAGGAGGCUUCAGAUUUUGGGGAGGGGAAAUCUGAAAUGCUCAGUGUAGACACAGAGGACCAUGAGCAUGACUUAAGAGGGGAAUGGAGAGGUCCAAAUAUAAGACAGCGUCGUGGGCCUAGUAAUUGGGACAGAAGCAUGGAGUUUCCCAUGUCUGAUAAAAGACGUGCAGACGUAAAGGAUGAGCGACAAGGAUUUAGAGAUCAGUCUGCCAAGAGGGAAAGAAGAGGUUCGCAUGUACCAGGGAGAUUUCAGGAUUUUUGUGAAUCACAUUCAACAUUGUUCAAUACUCCAGGUCCAAGCAGAGGAAGAAAAACAAUACCUGUCUUUAAUAGACCACAAAACCAACCAGUUGCAGAACCCCAGAGACACAGAAGUGCCUUACUUCCGACUCCAAAAGAAGGUCCUUUAUUACGACCAGAUCAUUCUGUAAAUCAUGAUGCUUUUAGCAUGACAGAAAAACAAAUGGGUCACCCAAAACAUGUGGAACCAGACAGAAGCAGAGUAAUGGACUCCCGACACAGAGGGCGAGCAAGAGGGCAUAGAUGGUAAAGCCUAACUUGUAAUAACAUUUGAGUCAAGAAAAAGUUGAUGAUAUCAUUAAUUAUUUAUGUGCAAAAAUGAUCUAUCAGUCAAAGAAGCUAGUUGGCAUUACUUUCAAACAGGAGCUAAAAAAUAUUUUUUGUAAAACAUAAAUACAAAAUAAUCUUUUACCUUUACUUUUACCAUGAACCAAAACUACUAAAAUACACAUUAUACUGUAUUGUAUAAACUUGUAAAUUCAUUGGUCUGUUAAAUACUUUUUUUUUUUUAACCCUAUAAUUUCAACAUAAUCUGUAGGCACAACCUUUAAACAUUUGGUUUGGGUGUUUAAUACAGAAAUAAAAAAAAAUGUCUGUAACCUUAUGUUCUUGUUCGUUUUGCUGCAUUUAGACAGUUUGUAGUUGGCUAAUGCUCUCAAAGAUCAGUUUGUAUUUAAUGCAAUGUAGUGUUCAUGGUAGAACAAUGCUCUGAAUGUUGUACAGAUAAUGUACAGCUCUUUUCUUUGUAAUCAUAAUGUGACCAUUGUAGUGUUCGUUUGACUUGUAUAUUUUGCAGAUUGAAAAACAACCUUUUUCAGUAUCUUUUAAAAAUGCAAGUAGUCAAUAAAAUUGCAUGUUUUAAAAAAAAUCAAA
This is a messenger RNA of Oryzias melastigma (Indian medaka), 11243 nucleotides long. RefSeq names its product death-inducer obliterator 1. NCBI's taxonomy places the organism in Eukaryota, Metazoa, Chordata, Actinopteri, Beloniformes, Adrianichthyidae. Gene Ontology annotation, cellular component: nucleus. Bases 463 to 10620 code for a protein of 3385 amino acids. Gene Ontology annotation, biological process: DNA-templated transcription. The record is from RefSeq and is a predicted model, not a curated record. The transcript is spliced from 16 exons.